Messenger RNA from Closterium sp. Naga37s-1, 1200 nucleotides. NCBI's taxonomy places the organism in Eukaryota, Viridiplantae, Streptophyta, Zygnematophyceae, Desmidiales, Closteriaceae. The record is from the annotation of a GenBank genome assembly.
AUGUCAAGGAUGAUUACCAGGAACGGUGGUGCUCGUCAGGCUGAUGGAUCUUCUGCUGUGGUGGUGGACAAGCUUAAGGACUCCGGACUGCCUGCGGAUGCUUCGGCAUCGUCGGCGAUUAAGCGCACUUCGGACCUGUUCACGGAGGCAGACAACGACGCUCUUCAGCCCGCUGCUCAGGGUGCGAAGGAUGCGGUGCGGGAGCUUCUGGCUACUGGAUCAGGGGACAAUGUGCAACGCGCAGGAGUUGACUCCAAGGUCAAGGCUAACAACAAAGGAGAUAGCGGUUCUCUGCAAGCAGGCAAGGAGGAUGCUAUCACCAAGUCAGCUAAGCAGGACGAGGAGGAGGAAGACGAUGGGUACCUCAGUGAUGAUCCGGAGGAGCGGUAUGAUGCGCAUGCGAAGAGUGAAGUCGCGCAGCGGAUCCGUUUUGCCAUUGUGCUGCUGAUCCCGAUCGUGUUCAAGUCGGAGGCGACUUGGGUGCAGGCGACGCUUCGCGCUCUUUUCAACCUUUGGAAGAAGGACCUGAACAUGGAAAUUCAAGCAACAACGAAGUUUCAGGAGCUGACGGCUUUGUUCCUGAAUAAGAAGCAAUAUCAUCGGCUGCAGGUCUCCUUCGAGAGGGCUCGCGAUGCUAACUUCGUCUGGAAGCAUGGGAUAGUACACACCUGUGUUGACGGGAAACGCAUUAACCUGGACUGGCAGCAUCCCGUGGAUCCGGCUUAUGUGAAGGCGCGUGCUGCGGAUCCUCUGCUCGUUGAGGUGCUGUUCAAGGGGGUGGAUGCGGUAAUAACGCCGGAGAUGCUAUGUGACAUGCUGGUGUCAGUGAAGCUAGAGAAGCGCGGACGUUCAGCCUUCAAGGAGGGUUGUUGUUUCCACCGGGUGGUGAACCCUGUUACGGGAAUGGAUACUGACAAGGUGAAGGGGUUGGUGAAGCAGCAUGAGGGCGACAAGAUCACAGAUCUGACCAGGCUUGUAUUGAAGGACCCCGCCGUGGUGUUGAUCUCAACCGGGGGGAAUCGAGAGGAGUGGAUCUGCGUUCAGGAGUGUUGCGAGAAAGCGGCUGGGGUUUCUUUUGCCCAGGCAGCGGAACAUGUUGUGUCUCAGCGGCACAGCGACGGCCUGGUGUCCGGCUCGGUAUCACGAAGCUCCAAGGCUGGUGUCAACUUGGUGACGGCGAAGAAGGAGUUUGGUGUGUGA